CAAGAUAUGUGUAGUAGAUUACAAGAUGAAUUUUUGAUCAGGUGGAUUCAUUAGUAAAGAAAGAGAGAGUUAAUAUGGGCGCGGACGAGGAGUAUCCUCGGAGCGUGAAUUUCGGGCCAGCACGAAGCUUUGGCAUCGUGCUGAAGUCAAAGAUGAAGGAAACCUUCUUCCCGGACGACCCUUUCCGCCAGUUCAAGAGCGAGCGGUCGGCCAGGCGCCGUGCCCUCAAGGGCCUCCAAUAUUUCAUCCCUAUUUUGGAAUGGCUGCCAAAUUACAACCUCAGCUUGUUUAAAUACGAUCUCCUCGCCGGCAUCACCAUCGCCAGCCUCGCCAUUCCUCAGGGGAUCAGCUACGCCAACCUCGCCCAAAUCCCCCCCAUUAUCGGCCUUUAUUCGAGUUUUGUCCCGCCGCUCUUGUACGCUGUAUUUGGGAACUCGAAGCACCUGGCCGUGGGAACGGUGGCGGCCUGCUCGUUGCUUAUUGCUGAAAAUAUCGAAAAAAAAGCCGAUCCUUCCACUGACCUUUACGUCAGCUUAGUCUUCACCGCCACUCUCUUUGCCGGUUUGUUUCAAACAAUUCUCGGGCUCUUGAGACUAGGCAUACUGGUUGAUUUCCUGUCGCAUUCCACAAUCACGGGAUUCAUGGGAGGAACGGCCGUGCUUAUUAUAUUUCAGCAGAUGAAGGGUUUGCUUGGCUUAAAGCACUUCACCACGCACACCGGUGUUCCCCAUGUUAUACGUGCAAUUAUCGAUAAUAGGACUGAGUUCAACUGGAAAUGUGCACUCAUUGGUAUAACAUUCCUCGUCUUUCUCCAACUCACUAGAUAUGUUAAAAAGCUCAAGUCCAACCUAUUUUGGGUGUCGGCGAUCGGCCCAAUGGUGGUGGUUGUUUCCGGUGGCAUUCUUGCUUACUCUGUUGGUCCCAAAUUGGGUCUUUCCACGGUGGGGCCUCUGAAGAAAGGAAUAAACGCAUUUUCGGUGAAUCGUCUAAUAUUCAGUUCCAAGUAUGUUUUUGCGCCACUGAAAGCUGGAAUAAUCACUGGAAUGAUUGCUCUCACGGAAGGAAUAGCAAUUGGAAGAAGUUUUGCAAUGUCAACAAACGACCACAUUGAUGGUAACAAGGAGAUGAUAGCUUAUGGUGUGAUGAACAUAGUUGGAUCCAUGACAUCAUGCUAUUUAACUACCGGCCCGUUCUCAAAAACGGCGGUGAAUUUCAACUCGGGUUGCAAGACACCGAUGGCGAACGUGGUACAGUCAGUGUGCAUGCUAAUGGUGCUUCUUUUCCUGGCCCCGCUCUUCAGCUACACGCCUCACGUGGCGUUGUCCGCCAUCAUCAUCUCCGCGAUGCUAGGCCUCAUCAAGUACAAGAAGGCCUAUCACCUCUUCCAGACCGAUAAAUUCGACUUCGUCAUCUGCAUUUCCGCUUUCUUCGGCGUUUCCUUCAUUAGCAUGGACAUGGGACUCGUCAUUUCAGUGGGACUAGCCUUGGUCCGCGCAAUGUUGUACAUGGCCAGGCCCGCUACUUGCAAGCUAGGGAAUAUACCUAAUUCGAAUUUGUACCGCGACGUGGAGCAGUAUCCUGGGACUAUUAGCCAUUCAGGAGUAUUGAUUUUGCAACUUGGCUCACCCAUUUAUUUUGCAAACUCAAAUUAUAUAAAAGAGAGGAUCUUGAGAUGGGUUCGGGAUGAGAAUGAUUCGAAAAGCACUACACAAGACAUCGAAUAUGUGUUGCUCGACCUAGGAGGUGUGACGGCAAUUGAUCAUACUGGAGUGGAAGCUGUACUUGAAGUUAGGAAAACCUUAGAAAACAAAGGGAUCAAGAUAAUAUUAGUGAACCCAAGAAUUGAUGUGAUGGAUAAGUUGAUACUAAUGGGAACAGUGGAUAAGAUUGGGAGGGAAGCAGUGUACUUAUCGACAGAGGAUGCACUUAAUGCAUGCAAAUUCACGCAACGUCGAUCUCAUGACCUUAUGGAUGUGGCUUUGUAGUAGUAAUGUUUCAUCUACACACCAAUAUAUAACACCAGUUAUUUACUUUCGUUUCCGUUCAUUUGUAGAAAUUGUUUGGCUACAAAAGUUGUGCAAUAUCCUAGCUAAUGUUUGGCUUGAUGGUUAUGAAAUAAAAUUUCUGUGUUUCUUGGUGAUGAAAUAA
Molecule: messenger RNA, 2148 nt
Organism: Salvia hispanica
Lineage: Eukaryota; Viridiplantae; Streptophyta; Magnoliopsida; Lamiales; Lamiaceae
Gene: SULTR3;5
Product: sulfate transporter 3;5
Biological process (GO): transmembrane transport
Cellular component (GO): membrane
Source: RefSeq, a predicted model, not a curated record